This is a messenger RNA of Elgaria multicarinata webbii, 3623 nucleotides long. RefSeq names its product DNA methyltransferase 3 alpha (gene DNMT3A). Gene Ontology annotation, biological process: negative regulation of DNA-templated transcription. Gene Ontology annotation, molecular function: DNA (cytosine-5-)-methyltransferase activity. Gene Ontology annotation, cellular component: cytoplasm; nucleus. The record is from RefSeq and is a predicted model, not a curated record. The transcript is spliced from 23 exons. Bases 132 to 2948 code for a protein of 938 amino acids. Lineage: Eukaryota; Metazoa; Chordata; Lepidosauria; Squamata; Anguidae.
CCCGGGUCGCCAGAGCAGGCAGCUCCUCCGCUUCCGUCCACGCGUGUUUGGAGUGAAGGGCGGCCCCCGGUGCAGACGCGGCUCCGGAAGCUGAGCCGUGCCGCAGCUGCCCCUCCCCUGCUGUGGCCACGAUGCCGUCCAACGGGCCCGUCGAUGCCGGCAGCCCUGCUGCAGACCGAGAGGCCGCCGACGCUGCUCCUCACAAGCAGAGUGAAGAGGACCUUGAUGACAAUCGGAGCAAGGAGGAGAAGCCGGAUCCGGGGAUCCCCGUGAGGAAAGCUGGGCGGCCUGGCAGGAAACGCAAGCAGCCAGUGGUGGAGAGCAGCGACGCCCCCAAAGACACCGCCUCCGCGCCAAAGUGCCCCCCGCCUGCGCACAACGCCAGCCCCAUGGAGCAGGUGCCCAACGGAGAGGCGGACAUGGGCAGCCCCGAGAACAGCAGCACCGCCGGCCUGAAGGGCCGCCAGCGAGGCGAGAACGAGGCCAGCAGCCUCCCAGAUGGGGAGAUGGCGCGGGCCCUGGAGAACGGGCGCUGCACUCCCAAGGACAGCCCUGAGCCCCCUGCCGGCGAAGGCAAAGACGAGAAGGAGGAGAACCACUACGACGGCCUGAACAUGGAGGGAUCCCGAGGCCGUCUGCGCGGAGGCCGGGGCUGUGAGUCGAGCCUUCGCCCCCGGCCCAUGCCACGCCUGACCUUCCAGGCUGGGGACCCCUACUACAUCAGCAAGCGGAAGCGGGACGAGUGGCUGGCCCGGUGGAAGAGGGAGACCGAUAACCCAGCGGCAGCUCAGCUUGACAAGGCUGAGAAGAAAGCCAAGGUCAUUGCUGGGAUGAACGCGGUGGAGGAGACGCCACGGAGCGAGCCCCAGAAGGAGGAAGAGGCCAGCCCACCACCGUCACAGCAGCCGACCGACCCUGCCUCUCCCAAUGUGGCCACCACGCCAGAGCCCGUGGGACCUGAUGCCGUGGACAAGGGCAUGUCCAAGUCAGCUGACGACGAGCCAGAAUAUGAGGACGGCCGGGGCUUUGGCAUUGGGGAGCUCGUCUGGGGGAAGCUGCGUGGAUUCUCCUGGUGGCCGGGCCGCAUCGUCUCCUGGUGGAUGACGGGCAGGAGCCGGGCCGCGGAGGGCACCCGCUGGGUCAUGUGGUUUGGCGACGGGAAGUUCUCCGUGGUCUGUGUGGAGAAGCUGCUUCCCCUCAGCUCCUUCUCCAGCGCCUUCCACCAGGCCACGUACAACAAGCAGCCCAUGUACCGGAAAGCCAUCUACGAGGUGCUGCAGGUGGCCAGCAGCAGAUCAGGCAAGAUCAUUGUCUCCUGCCCCGAGAACGACGAAAGCGACACGUCCAAAGUGGUGGAGAUGCAGAACAAGCAGAUGAUUGAGUGGGCCCUGGGGGGCUUCCAGCCUUCUGGCCCCAAGGGGCUGGAGCCCCCGGAAGAGGAACGCAACCCCUACAAAGAAGUUUACACGGAGAUGUGGGUGGAGCCCGAGGCAGCGGCCUACGCCCCCCCGCCGCCAGCCAAAAAGCCCAGGAAAAGCACCGCAGAGAAGCCCAAGGUCAAGGAGAUCAUCGACGAGCGCACGAGAGAGCGUCUUGUUUAUGAGGUUCGGCAGAAGUGCAGGAACAUCGAAGAUAUCUGCAUCUCCUGCGGGAGCCUCAACGUCACCCUGGAACACCCGCUCUUCAUCGGAGGCAUGUGCCAAAACUGCAAGAACUGCUUCCUGGAAUGUGCCUACCAGUACGACGACGACGGCUACCAGUCCUACUGUACCAUCUGCUGCGGUGGCCGGGAGGUGCUCAUGUGUGGCAACAACAACUGUUGCAGGUGCUUCUGCGUGGAGUGCGUGGACUUGCUGGUGGGCCCCGGUGCGGCUCAGGCGGCCAUCAAGGAGGAUCCCUGGAACUGCUACAUGUGCGGCCACAAGGGCGUCUACGGCCUGCUCCGGCGGCGGGAAGACUGGCCCUCGCGCCUCCAGAUGUUCUUCGCCAACAACCACGACCAGGAGUUUGACCCCCCGAAGGUGUACCCUCCAGUUCCUGCUGAGAAGAGGAAGCCCAUCCGAGUGCUCUCGCUUUUUGACGGCAUUGCCACAGGUCUGCUGGUGCUGAAGGACUUGGGCAUCCAGGUGGAUCGUUACAUCGCCUCGGAGGUGUGCGAAGAUUCCAUCACCGUGGGGAUGGUCCGGCAUCAGGGCAAGAUCAUGUAUGUUGGGGACGUCCGCAACGUCACCCAGAAACACAUCCAGGAGUGGGGGCCCUUUGACCUGGUGAUUGGCGGAAGCCCCUGCAACGACCUCUCCAUCGUCAACCCUGCCAGGAAGGGCCUUUAUGAGGGCACGGGGCGCCUCUUCUUUGAGUUCUACCGUCUCCUGCACGAGGCCCGGCCCAAGGAGGGAGACGAGCGGCCCUUCUUCUGGCUUUUUGAAAACGUGGUGGCCAUGGGCGUCAGUGACAAAAGAGACAUCUCUCGCUUCCUAGAGUCCAACCCAGUGAUGAUCGAUGCCAAAGAAGUCUCCGCAGCGCACAGAGCCCGGUAUUUCUGGGGCAACCUUCCCGGAAUGAACAGGUUGGUCAGAAGCCUGGUCCAGCCACACAGACACCGGUGGCCAACAGAUAAGCCACUGGCGUCAACUGUGAACGAUAAGUUGGAACUGCAGGAAUGUCUGGAGCAUGGCAGGAUAGCCAAGUUCAGCAAGGUCCGCACCAUCACCACUCGCUCCAACUCCAUCAAGCAAGGCAAAGACCAACACUUCCCCGUCUUCAUGAAUGAGAAAGAAGACAUCCUCUGGUGCACCGAGAUGGAGAGGGUCUUUGGCUUCCCCGUCCACUACACGGACGUGUCCAACAUGAGCCGCCUGGCGAGGCAGAGACUGCUGGGCCGCUCCUGGAGUGUGCCGGUGAUCCGCCACCUCUUCGCCCCCCUGAAGGAGUACUUUGCCUGCGUUUAAAGAGACGCCGCACCCACGGAACUGGCGAAGCGGAGGAGGAGUCUCAAACACAACCACCCCCAGGAACAGAAGCGAAGUGGCACCAGAGCGGAGGAGGUGGCUGGUGGGCGAGAGGGAGGGAGAGGGCCGCCCGCCACGGGUGCCGGCUCCCGUCGCCCAGGUCUCCCCCCGUCCUCCCCCCAGAUUGAACCGCCCUAAUCCAGCCGACCGGUCCCACUUUCUGUUGGUAACCCUUUCAUUUCCGGCUCUUUCUGGAUGGGUUUACCUGUUAGUUUGGUUUCUGCCUCUCCCCCGCGACGCGGGCGCGUCCGCUGGCACCACCGCAGCAGAGGGCGUUCCAGCUGAGCCCAAAGCGGAGCGGGUCUUGGGGCGCCGACGCCCCUGCUCAGUUAGGAGCACAAAGCAACCGAGGGCGGGGGGGGCGGGGCGCAGGCUCCUUGCCUCGUCAGCCAGCGCCAUUCCUGGGCCGCGCGCAAGCUGGGAAGCCCCCCGGCCCUGCCUGGUCCCCUCAAAGCCACACACUUUUCUAUAGUAUUCGGGUGCCUACCACACGGGAGACCUUGACCAGCCCAGCUCCUACAGCCGCUCUUACCUCUUGUUUACAGUUUAUAUAUAUAUGUGAGCGUUACGCCAGAGAAAUGUCUCUAUAUAAAAGGUACUGUUACUACUGUACAA